AGAUUUUAGGGCUUUUUGCAGCAUAAACUGACUGAUUUUUCGGACCGUUUCAGGCACCUAUGAUCUGAAAGUCUUGAACAAUGGCAACAACUGAUGUGAUUCAAGUCACGAACAUAGCACCAACUGCAACACUGGAACAAAUCCAUACUCUAUUUGAUCACCUCGGGACAUUUGUGGAGUUUGAACUUUUUCCAAGAAACCCGGACCCGAACAACCCAGGCACAAAGGUAGCGUUUAUAAAAUAUGCUGAUCCUUCAUCUGUUGGAGUGGCCCAGCAUCUAACCAGCACCGUUUUUAUUGACCGAGCCCUUAUUUGUGUUCCAUAUACCGAUGGUAUCAUUCCAAAUGAAACCGUCGCCAUGCAGUUUGCAACACCAGCUACUGCGUUGAUACAGGCUGGAGGUGUAAUUGAUCAAACCAAACUAGAUGAAAUAAAAAGAACGAUUUAUGUUGGAAAUUUGGACUCCAAGCAAGCAACAGCAGAUCAGUUGAUGACGUUCUUUGGGACUUGUGGAGAAGUUAAGUUCGUAAGGAUGGCAGGAGAUGAAACUCAACCUACAAGAUUCGCAUUUAUAGAGUUUGCGAAAAUAGAGCAUGUUGAUAGCGCUAUGAAACUCAAUGGAACUCUUUUCGGGGACAGAGCAUUGAAAAUAAAUCACUCAAACAACGCAAUAGUAAAGCCUGCUGUAAAACCUGUGAAUGACACUGCUACAAAGGAAAUUGAUGAAGCUAUGAAGAGAGUUAGGGAGGCUCAGUCUCUCAUAUCUCGCGCUUUGGACCCAGAGAAAUCACGUCGUCGCAGCAGGAGCAGGUCAAGGUCACGACAUCGUCAUCGAAGAAAAUCAAGAAGCAGAGAUCGAUCCAGACGCAGAAGGUCAAGGUCAAAAUCCAGAGGUCGCAGUCGAAGAUCACGAUCAAGGUCACGCAAGAGAAGCCAUCGUAGUCGUAGUAGAAGUAGAGAUCAUAAAAAGAGAAAAUCACGUUCCAGGUCUCGGAAAAGAUCCAGAUCAAGAUCACACAGUAAAAAAUCCAGCAGACAUCGUCGGGACAGAAAGCGCGACCACAAAGACCGUGAUAAAGAUAAGAAGAAAAGCAAAGGUGGAGAUGAUAAAGAAGAAGGCAAGACAAAUGGCGCCGAUAAAGAAGCUACAGAGAAUGUUGCUCCAAUGCAACAAAAUGGGGAAGUUGCAGCGGCUACUUGAAAAAGAAUUUCAAAUCCUUGUUUUCAAACUAAAUACGUAGCAUGCAAAGUGCAAAAAGUUCAGAACUGCCAUGUCAUCUGUUUUCAAACGCAAGCAUAAGUUACAAUAGUUCUGCGAUAUCAGUAUAAAUAGGAACUUUUACAACAGUAAUAAUGAAAACUACGCUUGUAAAUCUUAUACUGUAAAUUCAUUUAUUUGUUUGUAUUUUUAAAGCUGUUUGGAUGGAGAGUUACUCACGGAAGUACCAUUGUUUAAAACGAAAAUCCUGAAGCGCUUUGUUUGGAUCGGCAUUAUUUUAGGUUAAAAUAUUCAUAGGGAAACGGUCAUUCUGUUUUAAACUUGUCGUAUUAAUUUGAAGUGAUGUUAUUAACACGAAAACGACUCGCACUAAACGCGCA
This is a messenger RNA of Ciona intestinalis (vase tunicate), 1600 nucleotides long. The record is from RefSeq and is a predicted model, not a curated record. Lineage: Eukaryota; Metazoa; Chordata; Ascidiacea; Phlebobranchia; Cionidae.